CCGGCCUCGCAAAGCCCCAUGCGCCGGCUUAUGAUUGGCUGCGCCGCAGCCCUUCCUUCUUUCUCAGCUGCCAGGAGUGGAGGCCGCCGCGAUGAAUGACACAGUGACCAUCAGAACCAGAAAGUUCAUGACGAACAGACUGCUUCAGCGUAAGCAGAUGGUUAUUGAUGUUCUUCAUCCUGGGAAGGCUACUGUCCCCAAAACAGAAAUCAGGGAGAAGCUGGCAAAAAUGUAUAAGACGACCCCAGAUGUAAUAUUUGUCUUUGGCUUCAGAACACAUUUUGGUGGUGGCAAGACAACAGGCUUUGGCAUGAUCUAUGAUUCCCUGGACUAUGCAAAGAAGAAUGAACCAAAACACAGACUGGCCAGGCAUGGCUUGUAUGAAAAGAAGAAGACUUCCAGGAAACAGCGAAAGGAGCGUAAAAACAGAAUGAAGAAAGUCAGGGGCACAGCCAAAGCGAAUGUUGGUGCUGGCAAGAAGAAAUGAAGUGUCUAGCAGGAAUGUGUAUAUUAGACUUUCAUGUUUCCUAUAACUGCGCUGGUGUAGACUCCAACAGGUGUGUAUACAAGCAGUGCUUAUUCUUUUAACUGGUGCACGCUGAAUCCUUGCUCUUGCUGUAGUGAAUCUAGAGAAGGUUAAUAUUCAUGUUAUUCUCCAAGGUGGCACUCCAUGGUGCUUUCUGCCUCUCAGACCUUUCUGACCAAAUUGGUCUGAUGGAGUGGAUUGUUGCUUAUGAACGCCUAAGAUGUGCUGAUAGUUGGUCAGUGAUGGAUAUAUAGCUAGUUUGUUUAGGACAACCUUCUCUUUGAGUCUUUGCUUCCCACGUAAUCUGAGGGUGUGUUAGAAAGUAAGCUUGAAAAUUAAUUCAUUUCAUAUGCAAAGAUCAUUUUACUUACUGGACUACUUACCCAUUGUUUAUGGCUAUAUAGAGAAGCUAUGUUGCAUAGUGCCUCCAUUAGUGUUCCUUACUGCUGUUUAUUGUCACUCUACACAAAACGGCUUUAUUUUAAAGUCGUUGUUACUUUUGUACAAAUGUUACAGCUGCUUUGCAGGCUUACUUUCCUUGUGAAAGUUUGUCAACUGUUCAGGGUUAUACAGAUAAAGUGUUCUAGCUUUUUUACAAAGGGCAAAGGUUUUUCUAAUCAGCUGUGCAAGGCCACUUCCAUGGUUCAUUUGACUGGAGAAGUGGUGACCUUUUGAAGCAGAAGUUGCAACAAACAGCUGAUCUGCUUGUUUGUGUUUAUUUCAGCAAUGCACUGAACUAAGUGGGUAGCUACAGUUUCUGAAGAACCAGAGUUAUACUGUACUAAACUGACUGUUCAUGGAUGUUUUCUAUUAAGCCAAAGUGGUAAUAGCAUCUAUUCAUGGAACAGUGUUCCAUUUUGCUUUAGGUAUAUACCUGUCUCUGCCAAAAUACAUUUUAAAUCCAGCUACACCCAAAGCUUGAGUCUGAGCGCAAAUUUUGUUUUUGAAAAAUGCCUGGAUUUUAUUUUUAUAACUACAUGUGCAAAUAGGCCUCUGGCAACACCCAACUGUGUAUGUCAGGGGCUCUCAAACUGUGAGUUGCAGCCCCUGGGGGGGUCAUAAGCAGCUUAAAAGGGGGCUGCAGACUUCCCAGGGGGUACCGCAGUGGUGCGGGGCAGCAGUGGCACAGAGUGGUGGAUGGUGGCGGCUGCUGUGUGAGAGCUCACCAUCCAGCACUUGGGGUUGUGGUAGCACAAAGUUUGAGAAACCUGGUGUGUGUGUGUGUGUGUGUGGUAAUUCACUUCUAGAAAUUCAUAGAUAACAAAGGAUCAAAAGCCUUGUUAAUUGCUGCAGAUUUCUUAAGAAGCUUGUAGUUGGCUUUAAGCUUCCAGGCAAACGGUCUUCUUCCUUUUUUAAGAGCACUAUUUAAAUGAGUAUGAAGCCCAGCAGUGCCCUUUAUAGUGGAUGAGUUCUCAAAAUUCUAACUGAUUUCAUUAUUUAUUUAGCAAAUGCAAAUCCAUGCAGAUUUUAUAGGGUAUCAUGACUGAAAAAUUUUGCUCAAGUCUAUCAUUUAAAGGAUUACUAACUUUUUUUUUUUUUUUUUUUCCCAUUUCCUCCUCUGUUUCAGUGAGCUGAUAAAUAGAUCUUGCAG
This is a messenger RNA of Alligator mississippiensis (American alligator), 2117 nucleotides long. It is a transcript of the gene RPS24, whose product is annotated as ribosomal protein S24. The transcript is spliced from 6 exons. Gene Ontology annotation, biological process: translation. Gene Ontology annotation, molecular function: structural constituent of ribosome. Bases 92 to 487 code for a protein of 131 amino acids. Gene Ontology annotation, cellular component: ribosome. NCBI's taxonomy places the organism in Eukaryota, Metazoa, Chordata, Crocodylia, Alligatoridae. The record is from RefSeq and is a predicted model, not a curated record.